AGAGAGAAGAUAUCUCCACAUCCUGAAUAUGGAGGAAUUUCUCCUCUGGAGUCUGAAAUAUAAAAGGAGAAACAUGGGAAGACUUGGGACAGAGCUGAGAAGAUCAUCAGAGAGACACAAGACAACCGGGCAGGUUGAUAGGAAGAGAAGAAAGUCACCAGAUCGGCCCCAAUCCUCCAGCCAUGGACAUCAGACUGGUGGUGUUCAGUAUUCUACUUGUGGCAGUGACCGGACAUCCACACCGGAGACGCUGCCCGAUGUCCAGAUACAAAUCAGUAUCUUCCACUGACAUCACGGGGAUCAGACAACUGCAGAAUGAACAUGAGAAGAACAUGUCCACCAGUGCCAUCAAAUGCUACAGAAGAAUGAUGAGACACAAGCCGUCUGUAUGUGACCUAAAGCCCAGUGACCGUCUGAUUCUGACCUUGGAGCGAGUUACAGUAACUACAGAAGUUCUGGCAAAUCUUUCCACGUCUGAUGUGCCGGACCCUGUAUCACAGUCAUACAUGAUGUUCCUCAGAAUCAGAGAUGAUCUUCUGAUCUGUAGAGAAUUAUCAGGACACAGUAAAACCCCAUCUGAGGAGCUGAAGCCAUGGCUGCACCAUCUCCAGCACUUUGUGGAAGAGGCCUCUGCACAAUGUCUCCAGGACGCUGUGUUACUCGGUCUCAUCCAGUUACUGGUGGAAGAUGUCGGGUGUUGGGCUCAUGGGAAGUAACUGCAAAGACGCUUCACAGAAGAUCCUCAAGUCUACUGGAAGCUUUUCAUGGUGGAGAACAUCAGCAGAUCAAUCUACAUAGAAGAGACUCUAUAGACACCGAUCUACAUAUCUUAUUAUUAUUAUUAUUUUUAUUUAUAUAUUUGUUUCUCCUUGCUUUUGGAAGGGAAGGGGGGAAGGAGGGGUUUAUGAGGUAUGUGAAGAUAUGGUAAUUGAUGUGAAAGUUGUGGUUUCCCUUAAUUGAACAACAGCUAAAAUGUAGAAGAGUGGAGGUAAACAGGGUAGGAUAGUUUAAGAGAUGAAUAGGAGGUUGAGUAACAAGAGGAAAAGAGAAGGCAAAAUUGAGUUGGUAAUUUUACAUUAUUUUUUUUCCCUCUCGCCUUCUCUCCCUCUCUGGUUGCCACCCUCUGCCUUUGUUUAAAGGGAUACUCCGCUACUCAGCCUUUGGAACAAACUGUUCCAAACGCUAAAGCCGGCGCCGGGAGCUCGUGAUGUCAUAGCCCCGACCUCUCAUGAUGUCACAUCCCGCCCCCUCAAUGCAAGUCUAUGGGAGGGGGCGUGAUCCUUUGGAUAGGGAAUAAGAUGUCUAGGGACGGAGUACCCCUUUAACUUAUCAAUUGUCAAUGAGGAGGAAUAGGAGUCGUGAUGGGAGGGGGGGUUAAAAAACUGUAAAGUAAUUUUGUCUUUUUUUAUUGUAAAUGUAUUUAAUGAGAACAAAUAAGGAUAAUAUUUAUUUAUUUUUAUUGUAUAAU
Hyla sarda is the source of this 1468-nucleotide messenger RNA. RefSeq names its product interferon lambda-3-like. Bases 183 to 716 code for a protein of 177 amino acids. The transcript is spliced from 6 exons. Gene Ontology annotation, biological process: positive regulation of immune response; defense response to virus; innate immune response. NCBI's taxonomy places the organism in Eukaryota, Metazoa, Chordata, Amphibia, Anura, Hylidae. The record is from RefSeq and is a predicted model, not a curated record. Gene Ontology annotation, molecular function: cytokine activity.